Messenger RNA from Bactrocera oleae (olive fruit fly), 5692 nucleotides. Its product is annotated as ras-related protein Rap-2a. Gene Ontology annotation, molecular function: GTPase activity; GTP binding. The record is from RefSeq and is a predicted model, not a curated record. Lineage: Eukaryota; Metazoa; Arthropoda; Insecta; Diptera; Tephritidae.
AGCUCUCUAAGCACUCGAAUAUUGGCGCGCUCUCUCAUUUCAACCGACAAUUCAGCUCAGCGACAACUAACUCAACGGCGAAUUCGCCGCAAACUCGCACAACAAUUUCGGGAUAGACCUGCACAUGCACAGUGCUAACAACAACAAAAACAUACAAGGAGUGAAAGCGCUUUUCCCGGAGCAGAUUGCGAACUAACAGCAAUGCGCUGUGGCAUUCAACCAAUGCGUGUGUGGGAGAGUGCGUGCUGAUAACUGUAUAUAACGGUAUAUAUGUGUUUGUGUGUGUGCGGCGCGUACUCAAGUCACACACUUUCGAGGCAUCGCAUGCAUCAAGUGAAAAACAGUUUUCCCGGGAACGCGUAGCGUGUUGAACGUACAAGUUCGAAAGCAGCAGCGCAAAUUAAGAGAAAAAUUAAAAAAAAAAAAUCAAAAAUAAAUACAAAAGGCAAACAGUGAAAGUGUCUGGCAAAAUAAAUGAGCAGCUUAACAAUUUAACGGAAAUUGUGUGCGGAAUUGAAAAUAAAAGUUUACCGUUAACUUGUGAAUUGAGGAUUUCAAUUUCAGUGUGGCGGAGAUCAACGGUAAUAAUUGCGUGGAAAUCUAAAAACAGCAAAAACACCAAAAAUUGACAACACAACAGGCUUAUUUAAAUAGAAAUAAGCUUGUUUACAAAUAUAACGGUAAACAUUGUCAAUAUAUGUGUGUCACAAAAAUUUGAACUAACGGCGCUUUUUGAUUUCAAAGGUUGUUUUAUGGAAAAUUCGCGAAUUGCAAAUCUUCAAUAGCAACAACUGUGUUUGUUGUCUACGAAAGCAACAAGCAAGGUUUCGCAUAUCAGCCACACAGUUGCCGGGUCGCCAUUGAGGAAGGAAGUGCUGCAACAUUUUUGCGCGCGGAAAUUGCCUAAAUACUUUUGCACCAAUUAGAGCACCAUCAAAGCGCAUAAAACCAUUUGCAUAUUUGGCUGCGGCGAAACGUUAACGUGGAUUAAAAAAUACAACAAAAACAACAACUAAACACAUUUGGCAACUGCUACGGCUGGGGAAGACAACAUUUUGGCAGUAAAUAUUUGUGAACGAAAGACAAAUGACAGCAGCUAGCAGCUAAAAGCAACCACUCGUACUUGGCAUUUAGUCAGUCAGUCGAUCUGAGGGGAGAAGAAUAAAAUAGAGAAGAAGAGAUAGAAGGGAGAAAGGGAGCAAACAUCCCAAAAAACGCUACAAGUCAAUAUUUUAGAGGACAAAAAAGUCGACUGUUAAGAAAACAGGAGGAAAUAAAAAAAACUCAGCUUGACGAACUUUAAACUCACACACACGCGCACAAACUUGGGCAAAAACAAAGUACCGUUGAAUACAAAUAUUAGUGCUAUAAAACAUUGUGUGCACGCCUCACAGCUUUCGCAGUCAAUAUAAGUGAGUGUGUGUGUGGUGUGUGUGUGUGUGCGCUGAAGCGCUAGUCCCCCGGCAGCAGAGCAGCUCUUAAGGCGAAUCAGCAGAACACUUUGUCAUUGUUGUAAAUUAUCCAGCAGAUAUUUAAUACACACAAGAUGUUGCAAAAUGCGCCUUAAAGCGUGCUAAAGAAACAGCAAAAAGCCGCAGUGACACUGCGACAAUUGAACCAGAGCAGGCUUGAUUACUAAAACAACAACUAUAAAGCGGUAGCUGCAUGAUUUAUAGCAUCACGACGCGAAAUACGAGCACGACAGCACAUAAAAUACAUUUGUUGCAGCCACAAAAAACAGCAACAGAAACAACAAUAUUUGUGAAACGUUGAGCUCUAGCGAAAAAUCACCCGAAGUCAUAAAGCGCACAAGCAGCGCCGCGCUGAGCCGAAUUACGCACAACUGAGCGGGUACCUCGACAGCAAAGCAAGAAAAGCGACAAAGUAAAGCUGAUAAGUUAAGCGUGUAAAUUAUAGUUGGAUAGAUACACGCAACAUUUUGGUGCUGCAGCAAUUGUGACACAAUUUAAGUUGCAAGUGACACACGACUUGCUUGCGAGCGCACUCACCUGUAGUGCAACAAUAUACUUAAGAGCCGCUGCGUGCGCGCUGUAAACACCCGUCGGCUUUUGGAAUUUGGAAUUUACACACGUACUCAAGCGCCAGUUUUUCUCGCACAGCGAUCUACGCUUACGACGCCAAAAUGCGCGGUCGCCACCUACGCAGACGUUUCAGCUUGCAGCCGUCCUUUAUGAAGGACGACAGCUCGGAGGAUAAACCGAAACGCGACAAAGUUGGACGCAACAAUGCCGUGGAUGACGCUAUUGGACCCGCUAACGCACGUCACAAAAUCGUUGUUAUGGGUUCGGCCAAAGUGGGCAAAACUUCCAUAAUCACACAAUUUCUAUACAACACAUUCACCACGAAAUACAAAAGGACCAUCGAGGAAAUGCAUCAAGGCAACUUUUCAAUUGCUGGCGUUAGUCUGACGCUGGACAUUCUAGAUACGGCCGGCUCUUAUGAGUUUCCUGCAAUGCGCGCGCUCUCCAUCUCAUCGGCAGAUGCAUUCAUUCUGGUAUAUGAUGUCACCGAUGCGUCCACAUUCGAGGAGGUGCGCAUGAUACGCGAUCAAAUACACGAGACCAAAGCGACCACAGCUGUGCCCAUUGUGGUGGUGGGCAAUAAAAUUGACCUAGUUGCCGAGAAGGAGGACGCCAGGAAGGUUGAAUAUGCCACCACAGAAUCGGUGGUCACUCUAGACUGGGAGAAUGGUUUUGUUGAAGCGUCUGCAGCGAAAAAUGAAAACAUCACACAGGUCUUCAAAGAGCUGCUCUCACAAGCGAAAAUCACGUACAAUCUGAGUCCAGCACUGCGGCGCCGACGACAAUCGUUGCCACAGCAAGUUGGCAAUAACGGUGCGAGCACGCCCACCCAUCACCAUCAUCCAUCACAUGCAGCCAACACCUCGGCAGCGGGCAGUGCACACGGCUCCACAUUGCCGUCGCAUGCGCCAACAGCCGCGCAAAUACAACAUUUGCAGAGGAUACAGGAGCGAAGCUUGGGCAGCAAACGGAAUUCGUGCACAAUAUCCUAAAGUCAAUAUGCAGCAGCGAUGGUAGUGGCAGUGGCAGUGGCGAAAUACAUAAAAAAUGCACAUUUAUCUGCAAAUGCAGGCAUACAUACACACGCACAAACAAGCAAAUGAAGGCUCGUCCAUACACCAGGCGACAAGUGAAGGUUUACAGUCACAAGUAAAUGUUAAUUAGACAGAACUUUUAUUCACGUAUUUUGUUUUACUAUUGUAGCAUAUUUUUAUUUGAUUCAAAAAUUAAUUUCAACUUUAUUAUUUAAUACUUUUAAUUUUUAAUAUUUUUAUUUUAUAUAAUUUUCGACUUAUCUAACGCUUUUGGUAUUUCAACCCACUAAACACCACUUACUAAUAUGAAGUUUACCAAAAUGUUUCCUUUAGCUCGCCUUCGACACUACUUUUUAUUUUUAAUCAAGAUAUCACACGGUAUUGUAUUGAAAUUUAAACCCCGAUUGUAGUUAUAAUUUUGUCCGCAUUGUUUUCUCAUUUGAUCAAAAACAUGUGCUCGGUAAUUCCAACAAUUCAUUCACAUAUUUGGAGAUGUUAUGAACACUUUUAAUCCUUAAAACAAACUGGUUCGCUUGUCUACUUUUUGUAUUCUUUCUACUCAUUAUCUAUACCUCUACUCUACUCUUUAUCAGUAUUGAGUCAAUCUCAUUUUGGUCUUUCCAAUGCAGAUGAGGUCUUCUGAACUCAAUUAUUUUACAAAACAACAAGUGAGGUGAUGGUUAUCACUGUAAAAGAUGUUUCCAAGAAAAUUGAAAUCGCGGAAAAAUGAUAAAAUACAAUUUUCAAAUGAUGUUAUUUACAGCUAUUAAACAAACUACCGCGUUUGAUGACGCUCCAAUUUUUACACUUACUUUGGAAAGACUUUUAAUUUUACCUACAGAACCUACCAAACAAUAGGCAUUGUUAGAAUUUUCCAAUUUGAUCACAUAGAUAGGAAAGGUAAUAGAAUAAGAAACUUUCCACCAAACUCCCGGAGCUUCUGGCAAGCUACUCCCCUAUUGGCCAUAGCUGGCCGCUUCUAGGCAAGUGCUUCUCACAGGCGUCCUACUUGUUGACAAUACAGGUCCGAAUUAAGAGUUUGGCCAUAGGGGAGCAGCUCAUAGUAGGUUAUUCCCUGCCAGUCUCACCAAACACAUAACAAAACCUUCCUUAACGUCAAUAUUGACUUUGCCACCGGUUCACCGCGAUCGUUUUCAGUUGAUCAAUGUUCAAACCCUGUCGAAAACAGUGCUUAAAUGAUGGUCGCACUCAACGACUUUCAUUAAUUUAUCGAUAUUUUCGACAAUUGACUUACCCUAGCGUGGUGCAUCCGAGACACCAAAAUUACCGGAAUUUCCAUUGUCAGCCGCUGGUGUUUUUCUUUGACACGUGCUCAAGCUUUAGUAAAUCGUAUAAAAUGUAUACUUUAUAAUAAUUUUUAAUGAAAACCCAACUGAAAACUUUCAUUUGUCGCUUAGUGUACCCACAGAGGUUUUGCAUAUGCGAGUGGACACACAAAAAACGAGUAGCAUAACUUCGUAAUGGACAUUGAUUACGGCAGCUGAAAGCAAAUGUUUGUAUGUAAUGUUAACUAUUGGAAUAUAACAAUGCAAAUAUACAGUUAUACUAACACUACAUGUGUAUGUGUGCAUUUAAGCGCGUCAAUGAACAAUGUUAUAAGAAAUAUUAGAAUAAACAUAAUAUUUACAUUUAUGAACAUAUAUAUGUAGGCUACUGCAGAACUCACACACAUAACGAUAAAUAUACUUACAUAAUACCGAAUGAAAUAUGGAUGAAAUGAAUCUUCGAAGCGACAAAUCUUCAAACUUCUUCCGUUCGAAACAAAAAGUGAUUUUGCAAUGAAUUACCUGAUUUCACACAAACUAAAAAUAAUUUACUUCAACGGAUGAGAGACAAGAAAACGCAAAUGCAUAUAAACAUACUUAUACUCGUAUACAAAUAAAGUAAUUGAAAUUUAUGCCUGCAACUAUCGGAAUACUUUAACUGUGUAACUAUUGCAAUGUAAACACAUACAAACAAACAUAUUUAUACAAUAAUACAAACAAAUAUUUACGUGCGUUUUAUAUACAGACGUGCGUAAUGACUGGUUUCCGCAUAUUUAUUAAUUACAAUAACAAAAAUGUAUGAAAAAUAAAUAAAUUUAAACAAAUAGCCGAAAUAUAUAUACAAAUAACUAAUGAUUAUAAAAAAAUCGCUUCUCAGUUUUAUGUAUUUGGAUUAAUGCGCCAAUAUUUCAACGAUUUAUAAACAUAACCUCAAAUUCCGCAAAUGUCAAAAACUUAAUUAGUAACUAUUACAAUUAUGUAUGCUAUGAAAACUAACUCUAUAAGCAGUCGGUAUAUCCAUAUAAAAAUAUAUAUAUAUUAAGGUAUUAAAAUUAUUAUAUUAAGAUAAUAAAUAAAAAAAAUAUAUAUUAAAAAAAGUUAUAAAAAAAAUACAAUAUUAAAAAAAAAAAAACAUUAUAAAAAUUAAAAAAAAGCAUAAACAAUUAAAUAAUUUCAUUAUUUAAAAUUAUUAAAAUACUUCAAAAAAUAAUAAUAAUAAAAUACUGUAACUUAUUUAAACAUAAAAAAAAAUUUAUAUAUAUAUAUCUUUAUAAAAACAUAAAAAAAUACUUUAAUAAAUAAUAAAGUACUUUGAAAAUAAAAAUUAUAA